CCCAUUCUUUCUGUUUUUUUGAGGGGGUUUGAUCUGCAGGGGAUUCUUCAGGAUGAUCCUCCUGUUUACAGCCACCUUCACCAUCCUUGUGCUCUCAUCCCUGGACCAGGUGGAUUCUUCAGCUUAUGACAAGAUAGUGUCACACAGUCGCAUCAGGGCAAAGAAUGAAGGGCCCAAUGUGUGCGCUUUACAGCAGGUCAUGGGGACCAAAAAGAAGUACUUCAGCACAUGUAGGAACUGGUACAAGAAAUCCAUCUGUGGCAAAAAAGCGAUUGUCUUAUAUGAGUGCUGCCCGGGCUACAUGAAGUUAGAAGGGAAACGUGGGUGCCCUGCAGUGGCCCCCAUUGACAGCGUUUAUGGCACCUUGGAUCUGGUAAAAGCCAAAACCACUCAGCAAUAUGCAGAUCAAUCCAAACUGAGGGAAGAAAUUGCGGGAGCAGGAUCUUAUACGAUGUUUGCGCCCAGUGACGAUGCCUGGGAAGAGUUAGAUCCUGCAUCGAAGGCUGCUGUGAUCAGCAGUGGAAACACUGAGCUUUACAAUGCACUUCAUUAUCACAUGGUCAACAAACGGUUUCUCACCAAGGACCUGAAGAAUGAUAUGACCCUGGAGUCCAUGUUUAACAAAGAGGGCCUCCAUAUCAAUCACUACUCCAAUGGAGUUGUCACUGUGAACUGUGCCAGGAUCAUUCAUGGCAAUCAGGUGGCCACUAAUGGAGUUGUGCAUGUCAUUGACCGGGUCAUCAGCGUCUUAAGCCAAACAAUCAAAGAUGUGAUUGAAACCAAUGAUGAUCUGUCUUCACUGAGUGGAGUUGUAGUGAGUGCAGAUCUCCAAGACCAGCUUGGUGAGCCUGGACACUACACACUGUUUGCUCCAACCAACGAGGCCUUUGACAAGAUUAACGCUGACGCCCUGGAGAGACUUAUGAGUGACAAAACUGUGAUUCAAGCUCUUUUGAAGUACCACCUCCUGAACUCAGUCCAGUGCUCUGAGGCCAUUAUGGCGGGCUCCAUCUAUGGUACUCUUGAGGGCAGUAAUAUUGAGAUUGGAUGUGAUGGUGAGAGCCUUACGGUCAAUGGAAUCAAGAUGGUGCUCAAGAAAGACAUUGUCACCAGCAAUGGUGUGAUUCAUCUGAUCGACCAGGUGCUCAUGCCUGACUCAGCCAAGCAGGUGAUGGAGCUUGUGGGCAAAUCUCAGAGUGUCUUCAGUGACAUGGUGUCUGAACUCGGUCUUUCUGCCGCGCUGCAGCCUGAGACUGAAUACACUGUACUUGCGCCACUGAACGGAGCCUUCUCUGAUGAGGUCAUGUCCAUGGAUCAGCGUCUCCUCAAGAUCAUUCUGGAAAACCACAUUGUGAAACUAAAGGUCUCUCUGAGAGACCUGUACAACGGCCAGCUGCUCGAGACGCUCGGAGGGAAAAUGCUUAGAGUCUUCAUAUAUCGCACGGCUGUGUGUGUUGAGAACGCCUGUAUGGUUCGUGGUAGUAGAGAAGGCAGUAAUGGAGCUCUUCAUCUCAUGAGUUCACUGAUCCAGAUGCCUGAAACAACCAUCUAUGAGCUGCUCCUGAAAGAUGGACGCUUCAAAAUCUUCCUGUCUCUGAUGGAGAGUGCUGGACUGACAGAUCUGCUCAAGCAGGAUGGAUCCUACACACUCUUUGCUCCCAUAGAUGCCGCUUUUGGCUCCCUGACAAAGGAAGACAUUGCUCUUUUAAAAAGUGACGUCAAUGUUCUCAGAGCAAUCCUGCUGUAUCACUUCAGCAACGGCAUCUUUAUCAACGGAGGUCUGGAGGGUGGAGUGACCAACCUCCUCAAGACCAUACAGGGAAACAACCUUCAAGUGCUGUCUGUUAACAACUCCAUCCAUGUAAAUUCAGUGGAUGUUCCAGAUUUUGAUCUUAUGGCAUCCAAUGGAGUGGUCCAUGUAGUGAAAACCAUAUUAUAUCCUCAAGAUUUGCCAGUUGGCCGUGAAGACAUAUUGAUUCUGCUGAAGAGACUCAUCAAAUACAUGCAGCUGAAGUUUGUAUCUGGAUACACCUAUCGAGAGAUUCCACUUACAUUCAUCAAGAGGACUAUAACUACUCAUGUUAUUGAGAGAGGUCCUGGGACUACAGUUGAAAGGACUGUUAUUGGAGAACCAAUCAAAGUAACGAGAGUCAUUGAAGGACAGCCAGGAGUUACCAAAGUUACACGAGUCAUUGAAGGAGAUCCAAGUGUUACCAAAGUUACACGAGUUGUUGAAGGACAGCCAGGAGUUACCAAAGUUACACGAGUCAUUGAAGGAGAUCCAAGUGUUACUAAAGUUACACAAGUUGUUGAAGGACAGCCAGGAGUUACCAAAGUUACACGAGUCAUUGAAGGAGAUCCCAGUUUUACAAAAGUAACAAGAGUUGUUGGAGAUUCAAGUCUUACCAAAGUUACAAGAGUUGUUGAAGGAGAUCCACGUUUUACAAAAGUAAUGAGAGUUGUUGAAGGAGAUCCAAGUUUCACCAAAGUUACACGAGUUGUUGGAGAUCCAAGUUUCACCAAAGUUACACGAGUUGUUGAAGGAGAUCCAAGUUUCACCAAAGUUACACGAGUUGUUGGAGAUCCAAGUCUAACCAAAGUUACAAGAGUUGUUGAGGGAGAUCCAAGUUUUACCAAAGUUACAAGAGUGGUUGAAGGAAAGCCAUCUGUUACAAAGGUCACCAGGCUUAUUGAAUCUCACAGUGCCUCAUCUGAUGGUGAAAUUGAUGCUGAGGGAGAAAUCAAGGGAAUCGUGGGUGAUGACAUAAGCAAUGUGCAGAGGUUUCAGAAUGGUGAGGUACACAUCCUGCAAGAAGAAGACAUCAAGCAAAUAACAGAUGCCAUCGCUCAGGGAGGUGGACCAGGGAUCACAACUAUAACUAGAGUAUUAAAACCAGAGCCUCGGGUUGUUGAAAGUGAACCAGGGAUCACCACCUAUACCAGAGUCAUCAAGAAAAAGCCUCAGAUUGUCGAUGGUGCACCAGUGGAAACGACUUUUACUAGAGUAAUUAAACCAGAACCGCAGAUCAUUGAAGGACCCGAUUUCUCAAAGAUUGUAUCUUUGAAGGACAAUCCAGAACUCUUUGAAUCAGAAACAGAGAGAAUCACCAGAAUCAUCAAGGAUGGACGUUCUCGAAAACGAGCCGCCAUUAGACAAGCACAAGGAUCAAGGCGAAGAGCGAGACUGGUCAGACAUCCCACCAAACCCACACAGUGAGAUGAAUGGAGACCCUGAGAUCCAGCUUAAGUGAAUGACAGUGUUGUAGAAGAGUGUGUUUUUGUCCUGAAAAUACACAAUCUGCAUCGAAUGUUUACACAUUACUAUCAAAGUGCAGUGAAAUCUUGGAUUUGUGUGGCAUAUACACCCCACUUCAGGGGUACUUGAAAUGGUGGUGGUUAUAAAAAAAGACAUUGGUGUUUUUUGUUUGUUUUUAAGCUGUUUAUAUUGUUUCUUUGAAUAUAUAUAGUGUAUGAGCCUUGUCAUUGAGCUUGUCGUGAUAUUUUGUGGUGCUUGCAUUCAGAGACAUGAAUGCAUUUUUUAUAUCUUUAAGGAUCAGCAAAGCUUUGGCUGUUGUGUUUAUUUUAAAUUAUGCAGCUUCUCCGUUUGUUUCUGGUUUCUAAGUUCAUUUUUAUGGACAUGUUAAAAAAAUCUUUUUAGAAUUACAUCUCUUAUGACAAUACUUUAUUUUGAAUACAUUUCAAAGUCUCAAUGUAGCAAAAAUAAAUCAGUUUCUGCUUACAACCCUGCUUGUGACUAUUGUAUACCAACAAAUACUGCAGCCUUUGAUUUUUAAUCUUCGCUGUUUAAUAUUUAAUGUGAUUCAUAACACAGUAUAGUCGAUUAUCAUGGGAAAUGUAUGCUUCAACAUCAUCAGUCAUUGUCAUUGAGCACUUAAUAAAUAUAAUGCUAAUGAUGAACCUCAUGAUAAUAGACAUUCACCAACCAGGUGAUUCAUUCUUAAUUUCCACACACACUCUAAUUAAAAAAGAUGAUGUUUGCUGUUCAUUUGGGAAAUGACAAUGUAGUAAAUGAUAAAGCUGGCACUGCAGGGGAAACAUGUACAGUAUGUUGACGUAUGGAUUAUGUAGGAUGUGUGUAGGAUUAUGUAGGAUGGCUGUUUGUAAGGAGUAAAGCUUUUACUUCUUAAUAUAGACAACCUGAAGCCCCAGACCUUAUUGAAAACACAUUGGGACGAUAAACUUGUCAAGUCUUGCAAGUUGCUAUUGCAAGCAUUUUAAAACUGCCUAUCCAAGCCCAGUAAAAAUGUAGGAAAUUGAAUUAGUGAAGUUUCACAAACUAAUUUCGAGAGGAGCACGUGAUAUGAUUGACUGCAGCUGGCCACUCAUCUACAUUCACUAGUAAGCCAAUCAGAUUAACCCCAAAUCACUAUAAGUAGCCUAGCUAGAACUACUCUCUUAUAUUCGUUUUCCGAAGCUCUCGAGAACCACCUGAUCUCGUACUCCCCAUAUGCUGUAUGGACCAGGCGGGAGCCCUGGGCUCACCUAUCUUCGAGCUCAGGGUUCUCUCCCUGGACAGCAUGCCAAACCUGCUAACAGUUGUCAAGCAAUAUCUAAGUGUAAACUCUUUAAAUGAGAAUUAAACAGUCAUUAUUGAAGAUUGUUUCCAUCCCUUCAAUAUAAAAUUUCAGCUUUUGCCAUCAAAAAGACGUUUUAGGCAAUCUCAAAUAAAGAACAAUGUGUGUCAAAAGUAGAAUAGGGUUAAUUAUGAUUUAUGUGAUAAUAUUGAUUGUAUUUGCUUGUUUUAUAUGUGUGAUGUGGUUGCUGAUGUAGUUGUGUAGUGAAGCCAAAGAUAAAUUUCCACUUGUGGACAAUAAAGGAUGACGUACAAUUUAA
Danio aesculapii is the source of this 4854-nucleotide messenger RNA. RefSeq names its product periostin, osteoblast specific factor a (gene postna). The transcript is spliced from 26 exons. Gene Ontology annotation, molecular function: cell adhesion molecule binding. Lineage: Eukaryota; Metazoa; Chordata; Actinopteri; Cypriniformes; Danionidae. Gene Ontology annotation, biological process: cell adhesion; extracellular matrix organization. Gene Ontology annotation, cellular component: extracellular matrix. The record is from RefSeq and is a predicted model, not a curated record. The coding region runs from base 53 to 3217 and encodes 1054 amino acids.